Trichoderma citrinoviride is the source of this 606-nucleotide messenger RNA. RefSeq names its product Mog1p/PsbP-like protein. Gene Ontology annotation, cellular component: nucleus. The transcript has 3 exons. The record is from RefSeq and is a predicted model, not a curated record. The coding region runs from base 1 to 606 and encodes 201 amino acids. Gene Ontology annotation, biological process: protein import into nucleus. Lineage: Eukaryota; Fungi; Ascomycota; Sordariomycetes; Hypocreales; Hypocreaceae. Gene Ontology annotation, molecular function: guanyl-nucleotide exchange factor activity; small GTPase binding.
AUGUCAAGUUAUAGAAACAUUCCCCUCUACGGCGGCGCAGUCACCUGCGACCUGCCCAAACGCUUCGCAGAUGUCAGCAAGCUGAGACAAGUCCCCGACAACCAGGAAGUCUGGAUCGACAAGGACGGCUUCACGAGCAUCAUCUUCGACAUCACCGAGCGCGUCGGCGAGCCCGGCUCCGGCCCCGAGAUCGACGGCCGGGCCAUGACCACGCACCUGGAAGACAUGGUCGGCUCCGACAUCAACACCGUCAAGAUCUGGAACACUGCUGAGACGGAAUUCACGCGCAUGCAAGACUUGAAACUCCCCGCAUACACCCUCAUCGCGACGCAGACCCCCAACGCCGGCCACGCCAGCGACCAGGCCUCGGCGCCAGACUUCACAGCCAUCACAAUGACCCUCUUGCGCCUCGAGAAGCAGGACACCGACAUCCUCAUCACCAUCAACGUGCCCCACAUCAAGGGCGAGUACGACGCCGACGAGGUCGACCUCGAGCUGGGCAAGCAGGGCAAGCUCAUCGGCGACGCCGUUGAGAUUGCGGCUCGCAUCUGGGAGACGUUUGAGAUCAAGGACUGGGACCUUUUCGUCGAUUCGAGACACCAUUAA